UAGCAACAGCCAAAUUACGGGGCGGCACCUAAUAAACGAUAUGAACGAAUACAAUCGAACUAUACGUCAAUUGUCCGCUCUAACGAUAACAUGCUCGUGACUGACGAUCGGGAAUGACACAUUCCCAUUUGGCGUCAGUUAGGAAAGGGCUGUGUGUAAUUGCUUAAUCCUUACAUUAAAGCUUAUUCCUUUACAUAAAAGAAACUAACAAAAAAUCCACUUUUAAAAUGUUCAAAAGUCAAAAUCAAUUUUACUCGACCAUUUUCAGGCCAUUAGACGUUUGGAUGCGUUUACUCGGCAUCCAGUUAGAUCCUUUUCCAUCGGCUGCCCUGUCGAAACCCAGAGCCCUUUGUCUUUAUUCGUUGAGUUUCCUGAUGUUUUUCAUCAACGCGUCAAGUAACUUGUACUUCACCGCAGUGUCGUUUACCUCUCCACUGACGCGCUUUGGUACAAGUGAAAUUUGGAAUAAAAUUAUUGAUUUUGGUAGUUAUAAUUUGAUGGCCAUCGGGACCCACGCAGCUCUGUUGGCUAUACAACGGAAACCAGAAUGGGAAUUGUUGUGGCACAACCUGAAACAGUUGGCAGUAGAAGAGGACCCACUUUUCUAUACCAAAUGUCGUCGAGCCAUUACAAUUGUCCUAGUGUGCCUAACAGCGGACAUCUUUACUGUCGUAAUAAGAGCAGUUAACUUAAUUGUCAACACUGGAGGACGUCCUUUGAUGUUAUCACUGACAGACGUCAUUUCCAUCCUGACCGAAAUUUACGCAAUCAGCGGGCUGGCAGUGUUUGCAACUAUUGGCUGGAUAACUUACAUCAAAUUUUUGCAGUUUCAUAAUCAGUUAAACCCGACUCUUGAUCUCAACAAACAUCUAAAUAAUCCAUCCAGUCAGACAAGAACGAGACGGACAUCGAAUGAUUUAAGACGAUGGAGACGCACCUACGUGACGCUCAACGAAACAGUAUCGCAUCUUGGAGAGUGUUUCGGUCCGUUCCUACUGAUCUGGAUUAUUUACAUCUUUAUCAACUUCAUUGCCGUUUCUUUUUACAUCGUGAAUGGCAUCCGCAACGAACCCAUUUGGGAAAAGGUCUUGAAUUUGGUUUUCCUCCUAGUAAAGCAUUUAGUCCAUCUUCUUCUUUUGGCCAGCAUCCCCGUUACACUCCAGCAAGAGUCGUUGAACAUAUCGAAACCGUUAAGGAAAAUGAGAUUUGAUGAACCGUUACUUCAGCGUCAGGUGGAUACGAUGAUUAUGGAAGGGAUUCAAUCACCUACCACCAUGACUGCCAUGGACUUGUUUUCGGUUGAUUUGACUCUUAUCCCAACGUUGGUAGGAACUUCUUUGACCUAUUUGAUCAUCCUUUGGCAAUUUCAAACGGGAGAACGUCAAAACAAGCCCCAAUGCGAGCCAAUAAGUCAACCGACCGUGGGGCAUCUUCAAUGAAGUAUACGAAAAAUUUUAUUGUUGGGAUAACAUUUUCGUCGUACCAACAAAUAUGCAGCUUUUAACAAGUGUUUUCCUGUUGAAAACUAUAUUCUAUGUUACUUGUUUAAAAGCCAGUUCAUCGUUAGGGUUAUAAAAUCGAGUAAAAGGU
Daphnia magna is the source of this 1590-nucleotide messenger RNA. RefSeq lists its product as uncharacterized. NCBI's taxonomy places the organism in Eukaryota, Metazoa, Arthropoda, Branchiopoda, Diplostraca, Daphniidae. The record is from RefSeq and is a predicted model, not a curated record. Gene Ontology annotation, biological process: sensory perception of taste. The coding region runs from base 228 to 1439 and encodes 403 amino acids. The transcript has 5 exons. Gene Ontology annotation, cellular component: dendrite; neuronal cell body; membrane.